AGGAAAGAAGGAAAGGAGGAAAGGAGGAGCGAAGAAAGUAAUACAAAAGGCAAAGGACGAUGUCGCAGCCAUCAGUCGCCUCGUAUUUUAAUACGAGGAAGCGUUCGGCUAGUAAUGAACUACGUAACAAAUCAAAAGUUUUAAUAAUUGAGGAUAAUAACAGAACGGAGGCCCUUCCCGUAAUAAUUGAAAAAACUCCGACGAUGGUUGAGCGCAGAUCAACCAAGAAAUUGAUGAAAAUGGACACAAAAAGAGAUACAGUUGCGAGGAAUUUACAAUUUGAUAUGGGCUCUAAAUUAUCAAAUACAUUUUCAAAAACAAAAUCAUUAAAAUCAAAACGAUCAUCAACGCAUGAAGACAAUCAACAAUCUGACAUACGCGAUGCCUUAUUAAAAGUUAAUAAGGAAAUUGAAGAUGAGAAGAAAGUAAUUUUUGAAAAACUAGGAAGCUUGAGUCCGAAAAAAUUGACCAGAAGGCGUGUCUCUAAAAAUGCAACGAGCAGUCAUGCCGACGAACAGAUUCAAGAGCCUUUAUACACUAAGACACCGACUAAAGAGCCAAAAAUAAUAUCAAAAGACAUGAGUUUAAACGAAAUAAGAACUAAAAUGACUACUAGUGCGAGAUUGAAUGAAUUGAGAGCUAGAAUUGCCAAAUUUCAGAAUUGUUCGGAUAGAUUAGAGAAACUAAAUCAAGCACAUUUGGAUGUAAAGGAAGACAUUCGGAAAAAUAAUGAGAUAAAGAUCAAAGAAUUUGAACGUAUAGAGCUUGAAAUACCAGUAAGCCCACAAAAAUCUAUGCAAUCACCAAAUAAAUUCUUCAGUCCUACAAAGAUGAUGCAGUUAUCACCAAAAGCGAGUCCUGCUCGUCGACUGCUUUUCGAACCAAAAGAUACUCCUGCAAGUCCUGUUAAGGGUAGUCCUAUAAAAACCCCGGCAUAUCAGAGAUAUCAAUCAUUGGUUGAGACAGACGGAAAAACUUUACCUUUACCUUACGGUUAUCGAUUCUUAGCAGAGGUUUUUCGCAGUAUUGAUACUGUUUCGGCAAUGUUAUUUAAUCGAAGAGAAACAAUAACUUUUAAUAAACUGAAGCCUGCCGUACAAGAACUUGUAAGGCGAAAUUUUACCCUUGAUCAUGUAGCACAGAUUAAGACCGUUUAUCCUGAUGCUUUUAAUUUUCGUCAAGAGAAGAUACGCAGUUUCGGCACCAUGAAUCCCGAAAAAUACGAACUCGUCAUAACUCCCAUCAUUGUUUGCAGUAAAGAUAAAAGCGGCAGAAAUACGCCAGAUGCAGAAAAUGUCUUAAAAUCAGCUCUUGAAACACAUAUGGGACCGAGUGUCUUAUUAGAGCGAAGAAGAAAAUUUUAUAAUACACUUUUAGAGAUCGUUAAGGAUGAGCAUGACAAGUUUUUAUUGUCCUUGGACACACCAAUGAAUAUCCCCAAGGAAAAAAUAACUCGAUGGCAUCCAGAAUUUGACGUGGAGAACUGUAGAGCAAUUGAAAAGGCAGAGUUACCACAACCACCAGAACAAGAACAAUUAUGCACCGCAAAAGACGUCUUGGAGAGAGCAAACAAACUUUUCAAUGAUAACUCACGCAUGCAAAAGGCUAUUGAGCGACUUGCUGACAAACAAAUGAAAUCGACUGGCCUUACAGGUAAUUAUUUAUAAUUAUCGGGCGACAUCGACGAAAAUAUCAAUGUUUCCCUCGUAGACACGCCACCAGCUACUCCAAAAAGCCAAAAACCCAUGUCAAAUCCAGCACUUAAAGGGAUACCAAUGGCCCUGCUGGAGAAGGUGCGUGCAAAGCAAGCCGCCAAAGCUCUUGAGAUGAUGACACGGUCCUCGGACGCCAGCAAUGAUUUAAUAAUGUAUUCAAGGUUGCCCGAGCUUGCAAAAAUCGUGCGCAACAUCUUCGUCAGCGAGAAAAAAAGUGUGCUCCCCAUUGAGUUUGUUAUUAAGAAGCUGAAUGACUCGUAUCGUACAAAACUUACGUCCGGCGAGCUUGAGAAACACAUCAGGUUGCUUUGUGAGUUAUUACCCCUUUGGGCCAUGGUGCACGUUGUGAGAAAGGUGAAUUACCUAAAAUUGGCCAAGGACUUCGAUAUGGUGAAAGUUGUCAAGAGGUUGGAGCUGCUUGCUGAAGCAAAAGCAUGAUAACAAUUGUAUUUAAAUUUAUUAUACAGUAAACGGAUAGAACAUUUUUUAUAUAUUUAGAAAAUUUGACGAGCAAUUAUAGUAGAAGCUUAGUAAGUAGAAGCGAAGCAAUCAAUAUAUUGUGUUCAUAUGUCGUAAUAUGUAUUUCAAAUUAAGGCUCUUUUAUA
This is a messenger RNA of Ceratosolen solmsi marchali, 2320 nucleotides long. It is a transcript of the gene dup, whose product is annotated as chromatin licensing and DNA replication factor double parked. Gene Ontology annotation, molecular function: DNA polymerase binding; DNA binding. The transcript has 4 exons. Gene Ontology annotation, biological process: DNA replication checkpoint signaling; mitotic cell cycle; DNA replication preinitiation complex assembly. Gene Ontology annotation, cellular component: nucleus. The record is from RefSeq and is a predicted model, not a curated record. NCBI's taxonomy places the organism in Eukaryota, Metazoa, Arthropoda, Insecta, Hymenoptera, Agaonidae.